AUGCCACGCCCAAUUUUCGCAUUUGUAUUAGCCAUCUUAUUGGUAGGGCCAUCCUACGCAGGAAAGCGGGUUGUUAGAUCACCACAAUUUGGAUUAGGCUUUGGUGGUGGAUACGGUGGGGGAUUUGGUGGAGGAUUCGGAGGCAGUCUCUACCCUCAUCCACCUCCACCACCGUUCUUUGGCCCACAUUUCUACCACCCCGUACCGCCGCCUCCGCCACCGGGCUUCGGUUACGGUCUUAGUGGUUAUGGUCAUGGUUAUCCAGGUGGCUACUAUCCAGGUGGUUUUGGCCAUGGAUAUUAUCCAGGUGGACUUGGAGGCGGUCUCAGCAUAGCUAAGAGUGUCAGUAUUAGCUCAGGAUUAGGCGGUGCACAAUCAAACUCAGAGGCCUUUGGAUAA
This is a messenger RNA of Leptosia nina, 399 nucleotides long. The record is from the annotation of a GenBank genome assembly. NCBI's taxonomy places the organism in Eukaryota, Metazoa, Arthropoda, Insecta, Lepidoptera, Pieridae.